AUGGUGCAUAUUACCAUGGGAUCGUUUGUCGUUGUACAGGUAGCAAGAGUCGUACAUAUAGGUACUUUGGAAGUCGUAAUAGAGCAGUCGUCCUUAAUAGGUGCGACAAUUCUUAUGAUCAUAAAGCAUGGUAACUAUAUUCUGAACGCUGAAAAGCUCAAGUCCCUUUUGAAUGACAUGUCUGAGGACUGGGCAAUCGAUCGAUUGAAACAAGAAUUUUCCAUUAUGACAACAUACGCUAAUAGAGGAAGCAUUCUUGCCAUGUUCUACUUUGUAAACGCGUGUAUAUGCGCAUUCCUUUUCUUACAACUGCCAUGGACAAUGCGUCUGGUACACUUGAUAAAACCACACAAUACAUCGCCACCCAUGUUAUACACUGUACCAGCAUACUAUUUUGUCGAGGAUGACCUCAAAUAUUAUUACUACAUUCAAAUAUAUCUGGGCCUCGCUAUAUAUGUGGUGUUAAUCGUGUUCAUCAGUUGUGACACCUGUUACAUGGUCCUCGUGCAGCAUGCUUGCGGACUGUUGACUGUGGCUGGAUAUCGCUUCAAGAAUGCUAUCAACGAAUUUUCUUUCAAUACGAAGAUUUCUGAAAAGAAGGUGAAGGAGACAUAUGACAGAGUACGCUUCUCUAUACAGGGGCACCAACGGGCAAUAAUGUCAGUAUUAGCCAGCGUCUCUAACUGUUAUAACCAGGGACAGUUAUAA
Molecule: messenger RNA, 708 nt
Organism: Bombus terrestris (buff-tailed bumblebee)
Lineage: Eukaryota; Metazoa; Arthropoda; Insecta; Hymenoptera; Apidae
Exons: 5
Coding region: 1-708 (235 amino acids)
Biological process (GO): detection of chemical stimulus involved in sensory perception of smell; sensory perception of smell
Cellular component (GO): plasma membrane
Molecular function (GO): odorant binding; olfactory receptor activity
Source: RefSeq, a predicted model, not a curated record